Molecule: messenger RNA, 504 nt
Organism: Chlorella variabilis
Lineage: Eukaryota; Viridiplantae; Chlorophyta; Trebouxiophyceae; Chlorellales; Chlorellaceae
Exons: 4
Coding region: 1-504 (167 amino acids)
Source: RefSeq, a predicted model, not a curated record
AUGCCUGCCUCCCGCCACCUGGGCCUGUCCCUCGCCUUGUUGGCCUUCCUGGCGGCAUGCCAAUGCGCCCCGUUGGAGGACAAUGAAACAACCAUCCAGAUGAAGGGCUCCGCCGCCAUGGCCCGCGGGCGGCGCACGGUGCCGGACAGCCAGGUUGCUGCGGCGGCGGCCAGUGCUCGCGAGGUGGCCGGCUACUUCACCGAGGCACGGGUGGUGAAGCUGAUGCAGAAGAACCCGCUGCUCAUCCCGCCCUCCCUGGCCAAGCCCAUGGGCAAGACACGCGCCGCCGCAUGCAAGGAGGUCCGCCUCAUGGGGCUGUCCCGCAAGGUCAAGGUUGCCAUGUGCAACAGCACCAUCCCCUUCCCCACCGCCUCCGCCAUGGCCCACCUGGAGAUGGAGCGUAAGCUCAAGCGCAUGGUGCCUCUAGGUAAAGGUAAAGUACCCCCCACUAGUAGUGAAUGGGUCCCGGGGAGGCCUGUGCCGAAGCCUUGGCGAUUCUAUUAG